Molecule: messenger RNA, 1569 nt
Organism: Coprinopsis cinerea okayama7#130
Lineage: Eukaryota; Fungi; Basidiomycota; Agaricomycetes; Agaricales; Psathyrellaceae
Exons: 1
Coding region: 1-1569 (522 amino acids)
Source: RefSeq, a predicted model, not a curated record
AUGGACCCUGCCAAGGAAACCGCCAUUCUCCUCUGCGGUAUCAUUGUAGAGAAUCUCAAGAAGCCAGUCUCAGAGAGCUCGUCCAUCCAGCAAGAUAUCGAGAAGACAUUCAGGAGCGAGCUCCAGAGAGUCCGUGAAGCUGAACACCGGCAUCUCACCAGAGCGGAAAGGCGGAGGCUAGAGGCGGAGGCAAGGGCCCUGCAGGAGGCGAGUGCCGCAGAAAUGAAAUCUAUCGACGAGGAGAGGGCCGUCGCUAUUGAAGAAGCCCCAAUUCCGCUCGAAGGGACGGUGUCAGAGGAGGUGGAUGCCAGAAAUAUGGCGACGGCGCCCUCGGUUAACGACGCGGCUGAAGGAGUCGGUGUAUGCCCAGAAGUGGAGGAAGGAGUCUCGGAGGAGGGGUGCAUGGAACAAACACGAGUCGAGGGGGAGAGAAUAGCACAGGUCCCAAUUCCAGUCCAAGAACCAAUACCAGCGGAGCAGCCGGCACCGGUUGAGGACCAUCCGCAUGUCCGAGAACCCCCGUCAGUUAAGGAGCCAGCGCCAAUCGAGGAGUCCCCGUCAGUUGAGGAUCCAGCGCCAAUCAAGGACCCCCCGUCAGUUGAGGAUCCAGCGCCAAUCAAGGAGCCGGUAUCAGUCGAGAAACCAUCGCCAACCAAGAAUCCAGCGUCAGUCGAUGAGCCGGCGUCAGUAGAGAAACCAGCGCUGGAGGAGUCCAUGUCAGUCGACAAACCCACGACAGUUGAGGAGCCACCCCUGUCAGCUAUCCAGCCUAUCCAACCCACAGCAGUCGAAGAGCCGACACCAGUGCAAGAACAUACAGCAGCCGAGGAAUUGGUGACCCAGGAAAAACCACUAAUCGAGACACCAAAACCAACAUUAGUCAACGAACCGGCCCAUGUCCAAAAAGCGACAGCAAGAGAGGAGACGAAACCAGUGGGGAUGAAAAGGAGGAAAAAGCGGCAACAGGCGACAGAGCCAGAAGCUGAAAAGGCGAACGAAGCGGAAGUUGGGCCUGAGGAUGAGGGUCAGAAGACGAAGCGGGUGAAAGAGAGGGCGAGGUUGGAAGCGGAGACAAGCGCUGCCGUAGCUGCGGAGGAGAAUGCGAGGGAGGCAGAAGAAAAGUCUUGGGUCGUAGAGGUGGAGGAGAAGGCUAGGGUUGCAGCUGAGGUGGAGGAGAAUGUCAGGGCUGCGAGGGCUUCAGCAGAGGCGGAGAAGGCUAGGGUUGCAGCUGAGGUAGCAGAGAAGGCGGAGGAGGCGGAGGAGAAGGCUAGGACUUUACAGGAGGCUCAGAAGGCACAUGUCAUGAGAGCGGCGGUGGAAGCAAAGGCUGCGAAGGUCCAAGCCAGGUUGAAAGACCAGUCCAAGGUAGUAGAUAGAACCCUCAAACCUUGGGAGCUAUUUCCGACAGCAGGAAGCUUACUCGAGAAUCCGUGGGAGGAGUCAGCAGUACCCAGGAAGGCGAACAUUUCCGUGGCCCCCCGCCCAUCCAAGGUCGUUCCGCCAGUCCAACCUCAGGCUGUUGCUGUUGCGGUUGCCCAGACACUGUGGAAUCGGCUGGGAGGGCAUUAA